UUGAUACCGCAACACAGAAAAAAAAGUAUAUUUUUCAGGAAUAACUGUUGUUGCUGCUGCUGUUGUUGCUGCUGUGGAGGAGGCGGCGGUGGAUGCUGCAGUGGCAAUUGUGGGGGUUUCGGGGGGUCUGGUGGGUGUUGUGGGGGAAGUGGUGGUGGCUGUGGCGGCGAAGGUUGUGGAGGCUGUGGCGGCGGAUGUGGUAGGGGAAGUGGCGGCGGGGGUUGUGGGAGCUGUGGUGGUGGGGGUGGUGGGGGCUAUGGCAGUGGAGGUAGUGGAGGCUGUGGCGGUGGGAGCGGCGGAGGCGGUGGGAGGUACAGCAGCGGAGGAGCGGGGGCUUGUAGCGGAGGGAGUGGAGGUUGUGGAGGUGGGGGCGACGGAGGUGGGGGCGGAGGCGUUAAUGCUAUUCAUGGAGGUGGGGGAGGAAGUAGAAGUGGGGGAUGCGAGGGUGGGAGUGGUGGUGUAGGAGGCGGAGGGAGUGGUGCUGGUGGAGACACACAAGGCGGGAAAUGUGGUGGUAGCGGCGGAGGUGGGGAAUGUGGAGGAAGUGCUGGAGGGAACGCUGGAAGUGUCGGAUGUGGAGGAGGAGGGUCAUCGGGUGGAAGAUCAGGUGGAGGAAAUGUUGGUGGUGGAGGUAGUUAUGGUGGAGAGGGUGGGUGCCAGGGUGGUGGUAGUGGUGGUGGCGGCUGCGGAGGUAGUCGAGGUCAUGGAGCUCAUGCUAGUCGCCGUGCUGGUGGUCUUGAAGGACUUGAAAAUUCGGGAGAUGCUGAAAACGGUAAUAGUGCUAUUGAGCCAGACAGCCUGCCACCACCGCCACCUGCACCUAUAACCGCAGAUGGAGGUCUCGUUAGCGGAGCAGCAGCUGUUGGUGGUGCGUCGAAUGCAUAUGAUCAGCGUGGCGUGAGGUUGCUGUUGCCUCAAGGGAUUCAAAGCGAUACUACGGGUGCCCAGCGUGACGGCAGCACGUUAAGGACAGGAGGAACCCAGUUACCAGCACUACUUUCGCCAUUUCCGUUACUGCCGACUGCUGGUGUUGGCGGUAGCUACAGUCAACGCGGCACACCUCUACUUUCAACCCUGCCGCACAUACGUCUGCCCCUUCCAGUAAUGCCUCCAUUCCGCGGAUUCACUGGACAGUUCCCUCUUUGA
Gongylonema pulchrum is the source of this 1146-nucleotide messenger RNA. The record is from the annotation of a GenBank genome assembly. Lineage: Eukaryota; Metazoa; Nematoda; Chromadorea; Rhabditida; Gongylonematidae.